AUGCCCUACCGCAACCCAGCGAGAUCCGGCUCCAGGCAAAUGUCGGUCGAUCCACACAACGAGCUCAAUCCCGAGAAGAACCACUACAUCGGCAUCGAUGUGGGCACCGGUUCUGCUCGGGCAUGUAUCAUGAACGACAAGGGCGACAUCGUCGGCCUGGCCAGCGAGAACAUUGGCCUGUGGCAGCCCGAGACUGGAUACUACGAACAAUCGACAACUAACAUUUGGCGAUGCAUCUGUUCGUCGAUCCAGCGAGCCAUGUCACAGCACAACAUCGACCCCAACAGCAUCCGCGGCAUUGGUUUCGACGCCACUUGCUCUCUCACCGUCUUCAGAGAGGACACCGACGAGCCCGUCUCCGUGACCGGCCCCAAGUUCGACAACGCCGACGGCAACGACCGGAACGUCAUCCUGUGGCUCGAUCACCGCCCAGUCGAGGAGACGAAGAAGAUCAACGCCACCAACCACAACCUCCUUCGAUAUGUGGGUGGCUCGAUGAGCAUUGAGAUGGAGAUUCCAAAGGUGCUGUGGCUCAAGAACAACAUGCCGAAAGAGCUAUUCGACAAGUGCAAGUUCUACGAUCUGGGAGAUGCCCUCACCCACAUGGCUACCGGCAGCGAGACGCGCAGCUUCUGCAGUGUCGUUUGCAAGCAGGGCUACGUUCCAGUCGGUGUCGAUGGCAGUGUCAAGGGCUGGCAAGAGGACUUCUUGACCGAGAUUGGUCUCAAAGACUUGUGUGAGGACAACUUCAAACGCAUGGGUGGCGUCGACGGGGUGAACGGCCGAUACCUCACCGCUGGUGAGCUCAUCGGUACGCUUUCAGAAAAGGCGGGCGCCGACAUGGGCCUUCCAGCCGGUAUUGCGGUUGGCAGCGCUGUCAUUGACGCAUACGCUGGCUGGAUUGGCACCGUCGGUGCAAAGGUGAACCUGUCGGGCGGUAGCAUCGACGCAGGCAAGCCCAAGAACGACGUCUCUCAAGCCUUCACCCGUCUGGCUGCUGUCGCAGGUACUUCGACUUGCCAUCUCGCCAUGUCCGAGAAGCCCGUCUUCGUUAACGGCGUUUGGGGUCCGUACCGUGAUGUGUUGAUCCCAGAUUACUGGCUUGCUGAAGGCGGUCAGUCCGCCACCGGUGAGUUGCUCAAGCACGUGGUCGAGACGCAUCCGGCGUUCCAGGAGGCCAUGUCCGUGGCGGAGACGUUCAACGCCAACAUUUACGACUACCUCAACGAGCACUUGACCGAGUUGCAGCAAAGGGCUGGAGCUCCAGCAAUCUCAUAUCUCGGCCGCCACUUCUUCUUCUACGGCGAUCUCUUCGGCAACCGCUCGCCAGUAGCCGAUCCAGACAUGAAGGGCUCCCUCAUCGGUCUGUCAAGCGACAAGAGCAUCGACGGCCUUGCACUGUACUACUACGGUACGAUGGAGUUCAUCGCUCUCCAGACCCACCAGAUCAUCGAGCAGAUGAACAACGCCGGCCACGUCAUCUCCAGCAUUUUCAUGUCUGGUUCUCAGUGCCAGAACCCCGUCCUCAUGUCUCUCAUGGCCACCGCCUGCAACAUGCCCGUCCUCAUCCCACGAUACGUCCACGCCGCCGUCGUCCACGGUGCAGCCAUGCUUGGCGCAAAGGCUGCAAGCACCGACAAGCAAGGCAAGAGUGAGCCACUGUGGGAUAUCAUGGACCGACUCAGCAAGGCUGGAAAGGCAGUUUAUCCAAACAAGGAUGAGGGCGAGAAGAAGCUGCUUGCAGCCAAGUACAAGGUGUUCCUGAAACAGUGUGAAGAGCAGAGACAGUACAGGAACGAGAUCGACGACGCCAUUACGGGCUGGAAGAGGUGA
Molecule: messenger RNA, 1833 nt
Organism: Zasmidium cellare ATCC 36951
Lineage: Eukaryota; Fungi; Ascomycota; Dothideomycetes; Mycosphaerellales; Mycosphaerellaceae
Exons: 3
Coding region: 1-1833 (610 amino acids)
Biological process (GO): carbohydrate metabolic process
Molecular function (GO): phosphotransferase activity, alcohol group as acceptor; kinase activity
Source: RefSeq, a predicted model, not a curated record